Molecule: messenger RNA, 2188 nt
Organism: Cladophialophora immunda
Lineage: Eukaryota; Fungi; Ascomycota; Eurotiomycetes; Chaetothyriales; Herpotrichiellaceae
Exons: 1
Coding region: 81-1958 (625 amino acids)
Biological process (GO): transmembrane transport
Cellular component (GO): membrane
Source: RefSeq, a predicted model, not a curated record
CUCUCCUCCGCGCCCUAUCUUGUCAGCAUGGGAGCGACAAGCGUCGCCUGGAGAUCUCCUUUGACCAUCCUGAAAGGGGCAUGUCCGGCACAAAUGGCCAGCAGGACUCUCUCAACGGCCACUCUGGCUUCAUUCUGGCCGUCUUCUGCGUGGUCUCUGCCUUCGUCAUCUGGCCCGUCAGGAUUCCGCUGCCGGCGUCUCUCCAACGGCUUCUGCUCUCAACGCUUCUAAACACCAGAGUCAUCGGGCUCAGCGACUUCGAAACCCUGUCCAAUCGCCGACUUCACAUUCACUUGUCUCUCACGACAGCCCCCGUCAUCGCCGUCAUUCUACUCCUUGCGACAACUACGAUACAUGGCUCGACCAUCCGGCUUGGUAUCGUCGGGGAUGAGACCGUCAAACCCUACGACGUCCUUGUUCUCUUCAUCUCGCUCGCCUACGUCUCAAUCGCCCUUGACGGCACCGGUGCCCUCGAAGCUACUGCCUUCUAUGUUUCCAAACGCGGUGGCAGCUCCGGCCGCUUGCUCUUCACUUAUCUUUACGCCUUCUUUCUGCUCACGGCAUGUAUAGUGGGCAAUGACCCGCUCAUCCUCUCGGGCACACCGUUUCUGGCAUAUCUGAGCCAGCAUACAGGCCUUGAUCCGACGGCAUGGGUUUUUGCGGAGUUCAUGGCUGCGAACACCGCCUCUGCCGUGCUGGUGAGCAGUAAUCCGACCAACAUUCUGAUCACAGGCAGUUUUGGGCUCAACUACUUGACCGACUUUACCAAGUGGACGGUCCUUCCCUCUUUGAUCCCGGCGGCCUUGAACUAUCCGAUUCUGCUCGGCAUGUUUUGGAAGAAGAUCCCCAAGACGCUGACGCCAUUGACGGAGGACCCGUGGAGCAAACUUCGUGACCGGCCAGGUGCUUUCUUUCUUAGUGCGCUGAUGCUGGUCACAGUCUCCGUGCUUGUCGGCACGAGUUUCGUGCCGGGCCAUGCGGUGGAGGUCUGGAUGGUGACGGCGCCGGCUGGUGUGUCGGCGUUCCUGUUCAAUGUUGUAAACGACUGGUUUCAUCCGGAGGUUGGUCGAGAAAUUGUUCGGCAGCAAUCACGCGAUUCCGCCGCAGAGAUGUCAGAAGUUGAUCACAGGCGGUCGAGGCCAGUCCAAGUCCAUGUCUCAGCGGGCGACCAAGUGCGCGAGCCUUCAGAUCUGGAAGACGGGGGGCUUCCAUCACCCAAGUCCUCCGAGUCCGCAUCUCCAUCGCCACCGAUACCGGCAAAGGACGAGGACAACACAGGCAACAAACACGGUAGCCAGCCGACCGAAUCCGAAUCUCGACAACUUUCUCCUUCCCUUUCUGGGAGGGACCAAUCAAAGAAUUCCGUGCCCGCCUCCAAACCCAACACCAAGGGCGAUCGCACGUCACUUACCUCUCUCCUCCGCGGUCUGGCCUCUCGCUUCCCUUCCACCGCGCAUACCGUCUCACUCCUCCCCAUCCCGCUUCUGCCUUUCGCCAUGGCCGAAUUCAUCCUCGUCCGCGGGCUCUCACAGCGCGGCUGGAUCCGAGUGUUUGCAAUCGGGUUCGCCCGCGCCUGCACAUCCCCCGCCGCGACCGUGUUUUUCUUCGGCUUCGUCAGCGCCGCGUUCCUGUGUCCAUUGGCCGGGACGAAUAUCGGGGCGACCAUCAUCCUCGUGGAGAUCCUGCGAGAUCCGCAGUUCAUGCGCUCCGACAACGUGCAGCGCGACCCGCGGGUCUUGCCGGGGGCGAUAUACAGCGUGGCGAUGGGGAGCAACAUCGGGGCGUUCAGCUACACCUUCGCCGGCUCUCUCGCAGGGCUGCUGUGGAGGGGCCUCCUCGCCCACAAAGGCGUGCGGGUGAGUCAGUGGAAGUUCGCCCGGGUGAACAUGGUGCCGCUCUUGAUGCAGAUCGUCGUGUCCAGUGCCAUUGUGCUGGGCGAGGUCUACUGGUUUGCGUGACGACUGGUCCCCGCGUUAGUGUUGAGGCGGAGAGAGAAGUUGAUCUGGCAAAGGUCCUGGAUACAUAGAGAAGCUAGAUCGGGUUGCUAGAAUGUCGGCCAACACAUUGGAUCAGCAAUGACAAGACGGAUCACAAGCAUGGAAUCGAGCAAGUUUAGACCGUGGGUGUUUUGUAUUCAACAUUUUGGUAGUAGCCGUAAACCUAACCCCUGACGGAAUUUUGAAAAAGA